Molecule: messenger RNA, 1308 nt
Organism: Suillus plorans
Lineage: Eukaryota; Fungi; Basidiomycota; Agaricomycetes; Boletales; Suillaceae
Product: monooxygenase
Exons: 8
Coding region: 1-1308 (435 amino acids)
Biological process (GO): secondary metabolite biosynthetic process
Molecular function (GO): FAD binding; monooxygenase activity
Source: RefSeq, a predicted model, not a curated record
AUGGCUGAACACCAGGACCACGUACCUCUUCCUAGCAGCGACGUUCGUGCCACAGGAAUUGAUGUGGUCGUUGUCGGCGCUGGCUUUGGAGGUAUUGCUUGUGCGAUCGAAUGCAAACGGAAGGGUCAUCGCGUGAUGAUCCUGGAGAAAGUGCGUGAAUUGAAGCAACUAGGUCACCUCGGCCCAAAUGCUGGUCGCAUCCUGGCCAGAUGGGGCCUUCAUGAAAGAUUGUGGGAGGUCUCCCGUUCCGCAAAUGCGAUGCACAUCUAUGAUUACCUCGGAGGCCUCAUUCAAGUGCAAAAGAUGACCUGGCCGCUCUUCGGAGCGUUCGCUUACAAUGGUCAUCGAGGGCUUCUUCACGAAAUCCUGUUUGAGCAUGCAAAGUCCUUGGGAAUCGAGAUUCGCAUGGGACAUCAGGUCGUAGAAUAUUGGGAAGACGAAGCGAAUGGAAAGGCCGGCGUCAAAACCCAAACAGGUGAAACGUUUGAUGCCGAUGUUAUCGUUGCUGCAGAUGGAGUGAAGAGUUUGGCGAGAAAAUAUGUUAUUGGGUACAGCGACAACCCCAAACCUUCUGGAUACGCUAUUUACCGAGCGUGGUUCGAUGCUGAAGAGCACGGUAUUGUGGCAGACCCAUUGACAAACUUCCUGACUCACGGGGAUCAGUUUUACACGUGGGUUGGUAAAGACAUGCAUGUUAUAGCGGCUUCCUCGCGCGGAGGUAAAUCGAUUUGUUUUUUCGUCACUCACAAAGACAACGCAGCUGUUGAUGGCGACUGGUCGUCCCCGGGUAAGAUAGAAGACGUACUGGACCUUGUGAAAGACUGGGACCCGCGGUGCGCUGCGAUCAUCUGCAAAGCUCCUUCGUGCAUCGACUGGAAGCUUCUGGUACACGACCCUCUUCCUACUUGGCUCAGCCAAUCUGGUCGCGUGGUAUUGAUUGGCGAUGCGGCUCACCCAUUUUUGCCAUCAAGCGCGCAGGGUGCAUCUCAAGCCAUUGAGGAUGGGGUAACACUAGCGGUUACGCUGAACCUUGCUGGCAAAGACAAUGUUCGAUUGGGAACUCGGACAUGGGAAUCUAUUCGGUACCAACGGGUGUAUGAUGCACAGGUGUUGGGUGAGAGUACGCGUGAAAAAUGGCACGGGGCGAAAGUGGGUGACUCUGGGGAAAGUUUCGAGUUUCCCAUGCCAGAGUGGUUGAUGGCAUUCGACGCUGAAGCACACGCGUAUGCGGUUUACGAGAGAAUAGCUCAGUCUAUAGUUAAAGACGGCUAUUGUGAGCCGUGUGUAGAGGAGAGUGAAGCUGCAUAG